Molecule: messenger RNA, 1695 nt
Organism: Gossypium raimondii (Peruvian cotton)
Lineage: Eukaryota; Viridiplantae; Streptophyta; Magnoliopsida; Malvales; Malvaceae
Exons: 3
Coding region: 48-1376 (442 amino acids)
Source: RefSeq, a predicted model, not a curated record
UCAAAAAAGUUUAAAAGGAAAAAGGGCAGAAGAGAUAAUAAAGAAGCAUGUCAUGGUUAGCUCGGUCACUAGUGAACUCGCUUCUUCUUAACGAAGAAGAUGAUAAUGAAUCAGCUUCUUCAGUAGAUGAAGAAAACGACGUUGCAACGCGCCAGUCUCAAUCAUCCUCCCUUCCUCUUAGGCAAAGCCUUGAACUCGAAGAAACCCAGUCGCUACAACAACAUUCAUUGUCCCCUCAACAAAUAGCUGAGCAUCAAUCGCGUGGUGUCAAAGAAGACCUAACCGAGCUUAAACAAACCCUAACGCGUCAACUCUGGGGAGUCGCUUCCUUUCUUGCUCCUCCUCCUUCUCCUCGGACCCAAUCCGAUUGCCUAUUAGAUGAUGUAUCGUUCUCUAAUUUGAAUCGAGUUGAACCGUCUGGUUCUGUGGCGUUUGAGGGGGCUGAGAUCGGGGGAAGGUUGUUGAAGAUGGCGGCGGCGGAGGAUUUUCCGUUUGGAUCCGGGGAAAAUGAGGAAGAAAACGGGAGGGAAAAUGAAAGUGAAGAUGAGGAGGUGGAUCAGGUGUUCAAUGCGGUUGGGUUAACGGAUGAGGUGUUGACAUUUGCGAGGAACAUCGCGCAUCAUCCAGAAACGUGGUUGGAUUUCCCUCUUGAUCCCGAUGAGGACUUAGAUGAUUUUGACAUGUCGGUUGCACAACAAGAGCAUACUAUGGCCAUUGAACAUCUUGCUCCCAGACUAGCAGCUCUUAGAUUCGAACUUUGCCCUUGCCAUAUCAAUGACGGUUACUUUUGGAAAGUUUAUUUUGUUCUUCUACAUUCAAGACUUAACAAGCAUGACGCAGAGGUUCUAUCUACACCUCAGGUGAUGGAAGCCAGAACAUUGUGGAUGAAGGAGCUACAAAAGCAAACGAAGCGAGAAACUGAUUGGUACGGAAGAAGCACUUCCCACUUAGGAGGCAGCUCUAGUACUUUGCACAAUGAUCUUAUCCCUUCCUCAUCCAGUUAUUUUGCCUUCGAGACCACAUCACCUAGGACCUAUACUUCUGAACCUACAUCCAGUAUCACAACAGAUUAUGAGGAAAAGCAUCCACUCGAAAGUACCGAGAUGCCAGUCAUAGAUAAGUCUGUUAUCGAGGAACAUCCGGUGUCUAGCACUGAGGAUAAGGCAUCCUCAAAAAUAACAAUUCCAACUUUUGAAGAUGAUGAUAUUGAUUGGCCAGAAGAUGAUGAUUCGGAAUUCGGUGGUUAUGGUGGAGCUACGAUUUGUGUGGAGAACGAAGAAGAUAUUUCUUUCAGCGAUCUCGAGGAUGUAGAUUAUAGUAUCACCCCCACAAAAUCAAAGAUGGUUUCAAAAGGAUUUGAAACUUCUAAAACAUAAGCCCGUGAUAUGGUUCAGUUAGGCAUAAGAUCCACUGGUCGGGCCGAGUAUAGAAACCGACAGCAACGUUUAUGCAGGGGCAACGGUGGCAGGUGCUGAAGUUGAGUGAUCAAUCAAAGUGAUAAAUAGAGUGAUAUUUUGUCUCGGUUUUCUUUGAUUUUGUACAGAAAAUCUGUAUUUAAAAAGUUUCCUCCUUAGAACAUGAGGUUUGCCACUUUGCCCAAUAGAUAUAGGAUAUAUGCAUUUUUUUUUAUUUUUUUGCUAAAUUUUAUGGAAUUAUUUGAUAACAUGAUUAAUGAGAUUCAAUUUUGAUUUUUUU